AUAACCUUUACGCUGCGCCGAGGGUUUUAUAUGCAAGUAAUAUCGUGUCUACGUACUCGACUUAUUUGGCGCGCGUCAAGUGUUGGCGAUGUCACGAAGUCGUCCGUGGAAUAUGAAACGAAUUGCUAAGUGUUAAAGUCGUAUUUAGAUUCUUUUUCGUGUUUUCACAGCUAUACAGACAAGAUGUGUGACCGCAAAGCGGUGAUAAAAAAUGCUGACAUGAGCGAGGAGAUGCAGCAGGAUGCUGUGGACUGCGCGACGCAGGCCCUCGAAAAGUUCAACAUUGAGAAGGAUAUAGCUGCCUUCAUCAAGAAGGAAUUUGACAAGAAGUACAACCCAACAUGGCAUUGCAUCGUUGGAAGGAACUUUGGCUCGUAUGUGACGCACGAGACGCGUCAUUUCAUCUACUUCUAUCUGGGCCAAGUUGCGAUACUCCUCUUCAAGAGCGGUUAGGCCGCCUCCCCGUUCCGUCUAAAUUUUAUGUUGUUAGUGGCAGACUCGGACCGUGGCUUCAUCCUGACCGCUCACCCGCAGUGCUGGGAGCGGUUGGGAGGCCUGUGUGUGUGAUUGCUCAUCUCUGACGCACCUCACUCGUACGUUUGUACCGUUAGCUACUCUUAAGAAGUUCACUCGGGUAACAUUCACUUCUAGUGUAUUUAUGUAUUUAUAUUUGAGGGAAAUUUUAGUUAAUUACUAGACUGUACCUAGCGUAGCAUAAAGUCAUAUGUUAGUACUUACCUAAAUUUAUUGUUUAAUUUUUCUUUGUUAAUUCUUCACUGGAGAUAUUUUCGAAACUUCUAUUAUUAUUAAACUUUCUUAAUAA
Messenger RNA from Vanessa atalanta (red admiral), 823 nucleotides. RefSeq names its product dynein light chain 2, cytoplasmic. Gene Ontology annotation, cellular component: cytoplasmic dynein complex. The transcript is spliced from 3 exons. NCBI's taxonomy places the organism in Eukaryota, Metazoa, Arthropoda, Insecta, Lepidoptera, Nymphalidae. Gene Ontology annotation, biological process: microtubule-based process; cilium assembly. The record is from RefSeq and is a predicted model, not a curated record. Gene Ontology annotation, molecular function: dynein light intermediate chain binding; dynein intermediate chain binding. Bases 184 to 453 code for a protein of 89 amino acids.